Messenger RNA from Serendipita indica DSM 11827, 648 nucleotides. Lineage: Eukaryota; Fungi; Basidiomycota; Agaricomycetes; Sebacinales; Serendipitaceae. The record is from the annotation of a GenBank genome assembly.
AUGUCACCCGGGAUUGUCGAAAUUCCUUCUGACCAUCCCAAAUUCAGCGAAGUCGCCCACCAGUUCAACUCCAAGUGGCUUCAUACGAACAACCCAGCUAGACCCGCCAGGUUUAUCUAUAUCAUCCUCUGCAGUGAGGCCCAGAACGCAUCCUACAAUGCCUACCGGGACCGUGUCGAGAGAGAGGGCAACUUUAUCGCCAGGGGUCGAACGCCAGGCAACGAGAAUAGAAGAUUUCAUGGCACCACCCGUGCUUGCUUACUUGGUGAUCCAGGAAACACCCAGCUUUGCUCGAUUACGACCUGCGGACUGUGUGGUAUUAUCCGCACCUCGUUUGACCUCAAAUUCUAUAAAGGGAAGACAGGAUGGGGUCGAUUUGGCUGCGGCCUUUACACGUCGGCGACAUCGUCCAAAAGCGAUUCUUACACCACGAAUAAGGUGCCUUCACAGUACAAGGCCAUGCUUCUCAACAAGGUUGUCGUCGGGAAUGGCUACAAGCUAAAGACUGAUGAUACGACGCGUACUGCUCCGCCGAGCGGCUAUCACUCGGUAUUGGGCGAACCGGAUGCUGCCGGUUCUCUGAACUAUGACGAACUGGUUGUUUACGACAACGACGCCAUUCGACCAGCGUACCUCAUCGUUUAUUGA